CUAAAUCUCCGGACCCAGUUGACCCAUCGUCGUCGUCGUCGUGGUGGUGGUGGUGGUGGACCCAGUUGACCAGGGGGCCACGCUAAAUCUCCGAACCCACUGGACCCAUUUGACCGAGUUGGAGUGAACUGGGUCAACGGGGCCAAGUGGGGUCGGUCAACUGGGUCAACUGGGACACCCUGUUCAACUGGGUCAACUGGGACCACAGAUUUAGCGGCCCCCUGUGCCGACGCACUCAAGAACUUUCAAAAGUGAGUGAUGCCUUUGUGGAUAUUUGCAGCUAUGAUUAGCGUGGAUGUGGGCCAACAAGUGUUCAACACAACUCAAGAGUUGAUACUUCUUGAGGCAGAGAAGGCCGAGAAACUCUUGAGACGAAUCAAAGACAAUGCCAGCAAACCCAGUGUGCACGACCGGGUCUCUUGGAGCGCCACGACAUGUUUGUUUGGCCAGGAAGACAUCAAGACUUUGCAGACAGAAGUCGAGGCUCGGCUGGGCAGAUUGGAUGACCUGGUCCGAAACAGCAGCAAGAACGUCGAGCUCAUUGCGGAAGUUCUCAGUAGUGUGAAGCAGUGACCGAGCAUGCGCCGGAUAAUCAGCAGCCCGCCAGGGAUGGCAGGGAUGGCAGAUGGGGACGACAGACAUUUUUAAGAUGGGUGGCUAGAUUUUUAAGUUGUCUACCUCAUCAGGGUUGGCAACAGCAUUGCCAGUCUCAGCAUCCCCAUUCUUAUUUUCUUUGGUCUAGAUCCACCUGCUGGCUUCUGGCUAGAAGCGUGGACCCAGCCCAAAGGUGUGCAAAUGUGAAGAGCUGAAUUCAGGGUACACCAAGUGUACCUCUGACCAGCUGGGCAGGACCACAGUUGGUGUCGCAGCAUUCCACAGUUGA
Messenger RNA from Durusdinium trenchii, 883 nucleotides. The record is from the annotation of a GenBank genome assembly. NCBI's taxonomy places the organism in Eukaryota, Dinophyceae, Suessiales, Symbiodiniaceae.